CACUUUUUUUUCUUUUUCUUCUUUUUUCUUCUUCUUCUUUCAUCUUUGCUCAAUUCAAAAUCAAAACCAUAAACCUUUCGCGUAACCACACACAGCGUCGGAUUGCUCCUAUCUCUUUAUGUACUAGACUAGUUGUACAGUGCUUUAUGCCGCUUGGCCGCCUACUACUAUUUACCUAGGUACCUACCUAGGUACCCCGUACAACACGACGUUUCAUUCGCUGGAGUGAUCCCAUCCAUCCAUUUGGCCACCAGCACCAAGGCGGGCAACAAGCAGCAGGCCGCACCCACCCAGAACCGAUCGAACCUACUCCACUUCUUAGGCGGAGCUUGAGGUCCCCACGUCUUCCCACUGGGCUUGAAUUGACAGCGCGCGCACGGUCUGACUGAGCCUUGAACGGAAUCAACGACAACCCGCCGUACCUUGAAGUGAAGACUUGUCCAUAACCAGGCAAAAGCUUUGCUGCUAUUUGUUUCCCUUCAAUUAUUCGAUCGCUCUGCCCAUCACUUAUCGACAAAAAGAGAGGGUGAAGAUUCUGGCUACUUGAAAAGGCAACAUUUGUCUCAUUGUUAGACUCACUCAGCGCGGGCCGAGGACCAACGUCAAAGCAAACGAGCAUCAAAGUUCGUUGCCGUGCGUGGCCACACCCGGCUGGGUGAGAUGCCGCUGCCGCAAUAAUCACCCGCAGCCGCAGAUAAUCAUCGAGGGAUUGGUGAGGAGAGAGACAGGACCGAUCGAUCGAUUGAGCAGAUCACACCCGACUCGCCAUGCCGCCACUGCACCUGUCGGAAGAGCCCCCCGCUGCGAUUCCAUGGAUGCAAUCUUCGUCUUCCGUGCCUGAUUUGCAUCCAUCCGGCGGCGCGCGACUCGAAUCGACAUCCCCCAACGGUCUCGGCAGCAGCGGCUCCUCGGACGGCGGCCGUUCCGCUCAGAAUACAACUGUCACCUACAUGCACUCCUCGAGACCCCGGUCAACAUCACGAUCACGACCACGGACCGACGAUGCACUUCCCCAGGCGCAGGGUAAACAGGUUUGGAGUCCAGAUGACGACGACGAUGAGGAUGAUCAGUCAGAUCAUGGCGUGCCCCUGCAGUACUACAGCCCACCCGACCACACCGCAAAUGCUGUGGGAAACAUGGAAGAUGAAGAGGACGUAGCGCCACUGCCAGCCUCGCCACCUGCCGACCAUGAUGAUAACAUUGACUUGGUCAUCUCUGCAACACAUAUGAACUCGCCGGACCAUCCUUCGAUGUCAAUACCUGAAACCGACUAUUACCCAUUCGGACUUCCCGGCGGUGACGACGGCGAAUCCAUCAUCGACCCAGAUUACAUGGAUGUAGUAUCUAUGCUCAACAACCACGAUGUCGACAUGGAUAGCGAAGAUGAUGACCAUGCGGUUGGAUCUCCUCACCAGUUCCAGUCCAUGUUUUCGACCGCAGUUCCCCCUCCGUCCUUACCUCCAUUCGGCGAUGUAUUCGGGGAGUUCCUAGCGGCGCCCGAGCUGCCUCAUUUCUCCAACCCGGGCCCGCCUCUCAUAGGCGCAGGUGGGGCUUCGAACUCUUCCAUGCCAGCCAGCGUCUAUCAAAUCGACGAAGCAGAAUACCAGGCAGCAAUGAACAUAGUGGGGUUCGAACUGGGCUCAAUAAGCCCUAUUUUGGCGAUCUCAGGGGCUGGCCAGCCGCUUGGCGCACCCAUUUACCUCCCAGUCUUUGAGCAUUUGCUCACCAACGGCAACCUGCUGGCGCCGACCAACUUGGGGCUAGAUGCCUUUGUGUCCCGCUGGGCGCGCCAGGCCCGCAGUGGUAUGCGAGCCCACGGACCUCGAAGCAAGGUACCCCAGAUAGACAAUGCCCAGAAGCAGUGGAAACGAGAUGCCUUCUACGUCGAAUACAAAGACCUCAAUGGCGACAGGUGUGACAUGCAGGGUGUUGACUGGCAAGACAUGGGCGUCACGAGAAAUGAGGCCCGGGAACGGAGGUUGUUGACAUACCACAAUUUCGUCAACACCAAGGGCGCAGAUAUAUGGAGGCCACACUUGCCUGAUGUCGUACUGCCCAAGACCGAUAAUUUCUUUCGGUUCAGGCGCAUGGAGAUUCAGAAGAAUACCCACCUGGCCCAUUUUCAGCUGCGCAAUCUGACUGCGUGCACGUCUCGAAGCAAAGUUUUCUACACUGGCAAGGGCGUUGUUCAUCAGUACGAUCCCGUCUCCGGGAAGACUGAGGUUGCCCUGAAUCAACAGGAGAGCACCGAGGUGCCCAUUGCGACCAUCGACGCCGCGCAUGGUGUCCUAGUGAGCGGCAAUUUCAACGGGGAGUAUGUUGUGCGCAAUCUGAAUGGCGAUUAUGAAGGUGAAGAGCAGAAACAGACAUGGGGUACAUUGACUACCAGCCCGUCUGCCAUUACCAACCACGCACAGGUCGAGAAGCCACGUCGAUCCAAUGUUCCACACGCAUACUUCGCCUCAAAUGAUGCAGGCUUCCGCGUCCUGGAUAUCGCUACCGACACCAUUGUACAUGAGACAAUGUUCCCCUUUCCCAUCAACUGCAGCGCCGUGUCACCCGACUCCCAGCUGCGGGUUAUGGUGGGCGAUCACCAGGACGUUCUUGUCAUCCCCGCCGAGGGGGGCCGCAUUCAGUUCCGGGCAUCGUCGGGCCGGCGUCAUGGCGAGGAUGGAGGCAUCAAGAUAGAGCCUGAGCAAACGUUGAGGGCGCAUCGCGAUCACGGGUUUGCGUGCGCAUGGGCUGACGACGGCUGGACGGUAGCGACAGGGUUCCAGGACCGCGUCGUGACAAUAUGGGACGCUCGCAGCUGGCGCAGACCGUUGGCCAGCAUCCGGACAGAAAUGGCAGGUUGUCGGUCACUCCGCUUCAGUCCAGCUGGGUCCGGCCAACGCGUGCUGGUUGCAGCAGAGGAGGCUGACUUUGUGAACAUCAUCGAUGCCCGCACCUUCGAGACCAAGCAGACUGUCGAUGUCUUCAGCGAGAUUGGUGGUGUUGCGUUCGAACCCGAGCAGGGCCGCGAGCUGUUUGUGUUCUUGCCCGACAGCACCCGUGGUGGUAUUUUACAAUUGGAGCGGUGCAUGGACGUCAAUGGGUCUGCGGACGAGGUUGAGCAAUACAGACGCGGCCCGCUGCAGGCGAGAGAAGUUGUGAAGAGCGGCGGCGACGGCAAACCUAAUUCAAAGUUGGUCUGGCCGGGUAGCUAUGGAAAUUAUCGGGGGCGUGGGUAUGCCUCAAGACGUCCAUGGGACCGAGAGGCCGGCCUGGAAUCCGCAUCGGAUGCUACUGCACUGCCAUACGACUGGCCCCAGGAGAACAUAGCCUUUUCGACGCGAUGGAGCCGGCAGGCACGCGCCAGAAGAAGGAACAUCAGCGCUGCUCUCGACGGGCAAGCAUUUUUCUAAAUAUACCGCCAGCCAAGAGGCCGCUGCACUGUGGUGUGAUACAGUGGUGGUCUUAGUAGUGUUGAGGAGGAGGAUUAUGAUGACGGCUUUUUUUUUUUUUUUUUUACUUUUCUCACCGAAAGGUAGACGCGAUAUCUCCUUCCAUUU
Messenger RNA from Pyricularia oryzae 70-15, 3551 nucleotides. RefSeq names its product WD-40 repeat family protein. Gene Ontology annotation, molecular function: protein binding. Lineage: Eukaryota; Fungi; Ascomycota; Sordariomycetes; Magnaporthales; Pyriculariaceae. The coding region runs from base 768 to 3404 and encodes 878 amino acids. The record is from RefSeq and is a predicted model, not a curated record. The transcript is spliced from 2 exons.